Messenger RNA from Bradysia coprophila, 3402 nucleotides. RefSeq lists its product as uncharacterized. The record is from RefSeq and is a predicted model, not a curated record. Gene Ontology annotation, biological process: regulation of transcription by RNA polymerase II. Gene Ontology annotation, molecular function: DNA-binding transcription factor activity; RNA polymerase II cis-regulatory region sequence-specific DNA binding. NCBI's taxonomy places the organism in Eukaryota, Metazoa, Arthropoda, Insecta, Diptera, Sciaridae.
CAUCGUUGUCAAGUCGAGAAUCCUUUUUCAUGCCAUCAUCUUUGCAUUGCCCUGUCAGCGGCAAAAACUUUUUUUUUCGUUUUUAUUAAAGUUUUAGAAUUUUGCGUUCGUUGCCUUUAAUUAUUUAACAGAAAGAAAACAUAAAAAUGUUGCUAAAUGCCAGUGCCAAGUGUCUGAAGAACCAUUAAAUUCGUGUCUCGUUCGCAAGAAAUACAGUGAAUGCACAAUACAGUGAAUACACAUUAAGAUAAAAUUAGUGUGAAAAAAUGGCGUUUUAAUUUGAUACUGGUGCUAAAACGAAUUUCGAAUCAACAUUAUGGAAUGUGAAGAAGAAUUCGGACAAGAUUGGGUCACCGAAUCGGAAACGGAUGAAGCAAACGAAGAAAUGUUCGAAGAAGUUGACGAUGACAUCAUCGAAGAGGAGUACUUGGUGGGCGAGGAGAUUAUACCAACGACGGGAAUUAAUGCAAUUGCCAACAGUCUCGAUCAAAUUGCGGCGGAAAAUUUGAUUUACAUGGCACAGGACGGCAAUGUGGCAGUGAUGGGAGAUUUAAUUGAGGAGCAGGUGGAACAGGCCGACAAUGCGGAUUACAAUGAGCAUCAGUACUUUGAUUGUCAGGAGGUGACCGAGGAAGUCAUUACGGACGAUUGGGUGCAGCAGCAGGGCGAAGAAAGAGUUGAAAUACCAGUCGAUCAAAUUGGACAUACAAAUCAAAUAGAUCAGGACGAUGUGCCAUUACCAACCGAUCCGGACGAAUAUACCACGUCUCGGCCUUAUCCGUGUGAUUUCUGUAGCCGUCGUUUCCGGAAAAAGACAAAUUUAAUGAACCACAUGGUAGCGCAUAAAAACGAUCGGCCGCACAUAUGUAACUUGUGUGGCGCUCGGUACAUACGAAGACACGACUUACUGACCCACUUGAAAGUUCACGCCCAGGUUCCCGAAAGUGAAGUUUUACUGCAGUCAUCACCUCGUAAAGAAGCGAAAGGUCGCAAAGCACCAAAGUCUCCAAAGAAAAGGAAAAUUAAAAUCGAAGAACCGAAGCAAGAAUUCAAUGAAGAUGACGUUCAACUCGUCAUGGAAGUGCAACAACAGCAAGAGGAGCAAGAACAGCGAUACCCAGUCAUUGAUCCAAGUCGUCCAUUUGUGUGCCAAAAAUGUGGCGUUAGCUUUGCCAGAGAAAAGGCUCUACUGUCCCAUUCAAAGAUGCACGGUGGCGACUCGAUAUAUGAGUGUGACAGUUGUAGUGAAAUAUUUUGGGACCUACAAUUGCUGCGUGAACAUCAAAAACUGCAGCAUGCCGGUGCGGAUAGUAAUUCCGAAUAUGAACCGGAAAACGAACGAGACUACUCCGAUUCGGAAACGGAUUCGAAGUACGGCGAUUUCUAUUGCAACGUGUGCGGCAUGUCAUUUCAUCGUCCAGACUUGUUGCGACGGCACACAAAGACGCACAUCAAACAUGACUACGGCGAUGAUGUGCAUACAACAACGCAACAUUGUUGUAACGUUUGCGGUGAAUCGUUCAUCGAAGCUUUAGACCUGUUAGCCCACGCCGAGGUGCAUGCACGGAGUCCGUUCAAAUGCAUGCUUUGCGGCGAAACGUUUCUGGAUGAAAUGACCAUCAAAAAGCACAUUUUGAAUGUGCAUGACAGCGAGAUCAACGAAAAUACUUGCAAAUUAUGUGGUAAAAAGUGUCGGGACAACAAGUCACUGAUGAAACACUCGUGGGAACAUUCCACCGAGAAAAAUCAUUCCUGUUCGAUGUGCGGCAAAACGUUUCACAACAAAGCACGACUCAAACGCCACAUGCAAUCUCAUCGCAAUAAAUCGGUCACAUGCGACAAAUGCGGAGACGAUUUUCCCGACGGCCGGUCGCUGAUGAAUCAUCGCCACUCGCAUACAAAUGUAUCGGGACGUCAAUUUCCGUGCAAAGAAUGUGGCAAAACGUUCGGAUCGAGGAGUUCGCAACAGAUUCACACUCGUAUUCAUACCGGCGAACGUCCAUAUGGCUGCCGAUUUUGCUGGAAAGCAUUCGCAGAUGGAGGUACACUGCGCAAACACGAGCGCAUACAUACCGGCGAAAAGCCGUACGCUUGCCCCGUAUGUCCAAGAGCCUUCAAUCAGCGCGUCGUUUUGAGAGAACACAUUCGAUCGCAUCAUUCUGGUCCAGACACCAAAAACGGUAGCACAAUGACUCCGUUCUACUGCACCGUAUGCACUGAUUUGUUUGCGACGUCGAGUGAAUUGAUCCAACAUCUGAUUGAACAUUCGGACAUGAAUACCGCAAUGAAACGACAGCCACCGACUGGCCCGAGAAAGUACAAGCGUAGACGCAAACUGAAACCCCAUGAAUUGGAGCGUUUGCGCAACGAACACAUUAAGUCCGACUACUCGGACGAUGAGACUAUGAAUCAGUCGACCACUUACGAAGACGGGUAUGAAAACGAGUACGGUAUGGUGGACAUCAUGAAAACGCAACAAAUAAAACGCGAACCAAUCAAACGGGAACCAAUCAAAAUCAAAUCUCCAUCAAUGCGAGACACUAAAAUGUCGUCAUUCAACGACAAUUUCAUCAAUCCAUUCAACAGCAUUGACAAUGAUUUGCAAUCAAUCGAUUCGUUAGUAGUGCCCAGCUGCAGUAGCAGCAGCAUCAGUAGCAAGCCAGUAAAGAAUAGUAAACCAAAUGUUCGAAAACGGUCAUCGAAGCCCGACCAACAGUCGCAGCACACAUCUAGACCAAAAAUGAUCCAUACGCAAAAGAUGCGAGUGCCAGUCGAGGAUGGAAAACGGAAAACGAGAACGCUGAUCACACGUACGUCGGCCAAAGAUGUACAUGAAACGACUCCGACGCGGAUAUCGAAACGUAACGAAAAGAAGCAGAAGAAUUCCAAUCAUUACGUGAAAGAUGACAUGGAUUUGCUGCUGGAAUCGUCACGCAAACAUCUGAAAUUCCCCGAGGUCGUCAACGAUCUGGAGGAAAUUUUCCGUUCACCCAUCAAGUCCCGGGAAUCAAAUGACGAAUAUAUUACGUCCGAUGUUCAACCACCGACGAUAUCAAAACGAACGUCUAAACGCAAUUCCGUGCCAACCAGUCGGUAUGGCGUGGAAAAGCAUUCGUCGACCGGCGAUAAACUAAGCAAAUCAAUCGAAUCGUCGCUCGGUGAUCCGUUAAAUAUAAAAAUUGAAGCGGAAGCUUCGUUUAGCAGUGAUGAUGUGUUUACGUGUGAAAUGUGUUCGGCAGUGUUUCGUGAUCGAGCCCAGUUAUUGGUCCAUGUUCCUGUGCACAUCUAAAACGUCCCAUCAUUCGCUAGUCGAUUUAUCGGUGGAUUGUGUGUCGUUGAACAACAAUGUAACGCUGUUGAUAAUAAGUAAUAAAAUAAAAACAAAUUUCUUUGAAUUAAUUU